AUGACCUCUACUACCUCCAACACAGUUGUCAAGCCCCGCCCUGCCUCAGAGGGAUUGCUCAAUGAGAAAUGGGACCACUGCCUUGCGAAUCUCUUGGUGAAGUCUACCCUCGGUGCCGGAUUCGGUAUCAUCUUCUCAGUCCUUCUGUUCAAGCGCCGCGCUUUUCCCGCCUGGGUUGGUCUUGGAUUCGGUGCCGGUAGGGAUACGCUGAGUGGUGACCGGGAGUUCAAAGGUGCUGCCGGUGGUGUCACCAAGACUGUUGGCGAGAGACUGAAAAGGUCGUCUUAG
Morchella sextelata is the source of this 288-nucleotide messenger RNA. RefSeq lists its product as uncharacterized. The record is from RefSeq and is a predicted model, not a curated record. The transcript has 2 exons. Gene Ontology annotation, cellular component: mitochondrion; MICOS complex; mitochondrial inner membrane. NCBI's taxonomy places the organism in Eukaryota, Fungi, Ascomycota, Pezizomycetes, Pezizales, Morchellaceae. Bases 1 to 288 code for a protein of 95 amino acids.